GGCUGAUACGCUAUCCCUAUAAAAGUUGAAAGAAGAACAACCGUUAAACUAAAGCCGUUAGUUAUACUGGUUGGAAGCCGAGACGAGAGUGUCAGAGAACAGGGAUAAAGCAACAAAGUACCAACGGACGAACAAAACAAUUUAGUGAUUUACCUUUGCGGUAAUUGACUCAAAGGAAAGAGAGAAGAAAGCAGACACAGCAACAAAGAAAUCACCACCUAUCAACGUUUCGGAAUCAGAAUCUUCUCUCCUUCGCGUUAACGCUAAGUGGCAUGUUUUGCCUUCAUAAUCACCUUCCUGAUAAAUAUAUACUUUAAAAUUUUCUUAUCUCCUUGAGUGAGAACCAUUUUUUUUUUGUAAGAAAAAGAAGGAAGGGAAAGAGGUAGGGAAAUCCGUCGAAUUCUGGGUUUUGACCAACAUUUCGUGGUGACCCAGGAUUUCACGGAUUGAGAUAAAAACAAAUAAUGGGGAGUUAUUUUGAAGCAGAAGAAGAAGAAGAGGAUCAAUUCUUUGAUACCUGUGAGGAGAAUUCUUCGAUAUCUGAUCGCAGUUUUGUUUGUUCUGAGGGAUGUGAUUCUAGUCCUGGUUUUGGCCCAGUCAACUGUUUUUUGGAUAGUUUUGAUCGGUACAAGUUCUGGUCUAUGUUCCCAGAAAGUGCUGAUAAGCGUCGAUAUAGAUUCCGAAAAUGGAUGGAUAAUAGUUUAGAUCGGAUUUCAGUUUCUGGAGAGGAUUCCUGUGGUUCCUGUAGGGAGGAAAUCGAAUUGGGCAAUUAUAGAAUCCCACAAGAUAGUGGGGCAGUUUUGAGGACUUCAGGUCUUGAAGACGGGGUUUCAUCCAGCCAGUCUUUUGUAUCUUUACGGUCCAAUGAUGCUCAAGAACUAGCUGAAAAUUAUUCAACGGAAGGUCGUUUUGCACAUGAAGCCAAGAAUUUGGAUAGUCAAAUGGAAUCGGUUGCAGUUGAACUGGGUGAGAAUGUUCGUCAGAAUGGAAUGAACAGCUGCUUACAAGGGAAGGGUUCAAGUAAUUCUGUUAGUUCUGACGAGUUUGAGAGGACCCCUACGCCAUCUCCUAGGCCUGCAAUAGAUGUGAAAAGGAAAGUGAAAAAGAGUUGGUUAAGUAAACUAGGCGCCAUGGCUCAUAUUGUUGAUAGACAUGUUGAAGUUGCAUCGAAGCACAGUAAUCUUGACUCGUCAUCAGGGGAAAGUAUGAAAAGAGUCAGGGUUCAUCCACGUAGCAAGAGUUCCAAGGAGUUGUCUUCCCUUUAUUGUGGGCAAGAAUUUGUCGCACACGAAGGGUCCAUCUUGACGAUGAAGUUCAGUCUGGACGGGCAAUUCCUGGCAACUGCAGGUGAAGAUUGUAUUGUGCGUGUAUGGAAGAUUAUCGAGAAUGAGAGUUUUGGCAAAUUUGACAUCCAAGACCUUGAUUCUUCAUGUCUCUACUUCAGAAUGAAUCAUCUUUCUCAUCUUACUCCUCUCAAUGUGGAUAAAGAAAGUACAGAUAAAAUUAAGAGGUUAAGGAAAUCAUCAGAUUCAACUUGUGUCAUUCUCCCACCCAAGGUCUUCGAAAUUUUGGAGAAGCCUGUGCAUGAAUUUCAGGGGCACAUUGGGGAAAUUUUGGCUCUUUCAUGGUCUAAGAAAGGGUUUCUACUGUCAUCCUCUGUUGACAAGACUGUUCGUCUAUGGCAAGUGGGAUAUGAUAGAUGCUUGAGGGUUUUUUCUCAUAACAGUUAUGUUACUUCUGUUGCCUUCAACCCUAUGGAUGAUAAUUAUUUCAUCAGCGGUUCAAUUGAUGGAAAAGUUCGCAUUUGGGAAGUGCUUCAUUGUCAAGUUAUUGAUUAUACUGAUAUAAGGGAUAUAGUAACAGCUGUGUGUUAUCGCCCUGAUGGAAAGGGAGGAAUAGUUGGCUCCAUGACAGGCAACUGCCACUUUUAUUAUAUCAUUGGAUGCUGUAGAUUAUUCUUGAAUUUUCAUCACUCAUGGUAUAUAAGGUCAUUAAAACUGUGGAUUUGCUCUAAGCAAACGUCAUGCACCAAAAGUUCUUCCAACUUGCUAAGUAUUUUCUGGCUCAUGAGUACUGUCUGUCAGUUCUCUCCUAAUGACCCAAGCAAAGUGAUCAUUACUUCAGCUGAUUCACUUGUCCGCGUCUUGUCUGAAAGAGAAGUCGUCUGCAAACUAAAGGCAUCAGGCUAUCGAAUUGCAGCAAGUCAGAUUUCUGCUACUUUUAGCCAAGAUGGGAAACAGAUCAUCUCAGCUAGCGAGGAUUCUAAUGUCUACAUCUGGAAUUACAUUAAUCACGAAAAGAACUGUUCCAAAGUGAAGAACAUUUCGUCUUGCGAGAGUUUCCUCUCCUACAAUGCAUCAGUUGCUAUACCUUGGUGUGGCAUUGAAACCAUUCCUGAAACACUUGCAUCCCCGGAAUUGAGGGGUGAUGUGAGGAGAAAUGGCCUCACAAAUGGGCAGAAACAUCAAAAUCCUAAGUUGGAUCUGGAACAAUUGAUGCCCCAUUCUUCACCCGAUUGUUUCUCUCUGACACGUGUUCUGUUGGAGUCUUUGAAAGGGGGGUCUCCAACUUGGCCGGAAGAGACACUUCCCAAUGCAAGUUCAGCGACGAUUGCAUCCGACAUGUGCAAAUUCGAGUUGAAGGUUUUGAAGAGUGCUUAUCAAAGCAUGUUAAGUUCUCACAAGUGGGGUCUUGUGAUUGUUACUGCAAGCUGGGAUGGACGCAUUCGAACCUACCUCAAUUAUGGGUUACCUAUUCGAUUAUAAGAAUUCCCCAAAGAUUCAGCAAACUUACACACGGCUUUUCCUGUGGCUGUUGAGCACCUCAAAGACGGCUAUCCUCAUGGUUGCUUACUUGCAGCAAGCUGAGGUUCAUGUGGUCCUCCCCGCAUGUGGGUCGGGACCCAUCAUAAAUUUUGAAGUGUGUUACAGUCCUAUCAUUUCAUGUCAAUCGGCGAUGGUUUAUUAAUUUGGUUGAAAUCCAGUCAGGUCCCAACAAGUGGCUGGAGUUUAAUUUUGUCGUUGGAUCACACCAUUUGGAUGUCAAUUUAUAUACUGAUUCUUUGAUUUGUG
Durio zibethinus is the source of this 3071-nucleotide messenger RNA. The record is from RefSeq and is a predicted model, not a curated record. NCBI's taxonomy places the organism in Eukaryota, Viridiplantae, Streptophyta, Magnoliopsida, Malvales, Malvaceae.